CAAAAUCAUAAAAAAUCACAGACAUUCUUUUUCUAAUACAAUAAUGACUGUCGUCUUGGGACAAGAAUCGAAUAGUUUCACUAUGGAGCCACUGUAUGAAGGCCUGUUGCAACAAAAGUUUAUGUCCAGCACGGAGGCUAUAGAGUUUUGUCGCCAAAGUUGCCAGGAAUAUGGAUUCACAAUCAAACAAGAAGCUGGUGCCAAUAAGAACAUCUACAUUUAUUGUUCACGUGAAGGUUUAGGUCAGCAAGCACAAAGAAAGCGACCUUUAAAGAACUGUGAGUGUAAAUGGAGAGUGGUCUUAUCCGAAGAUGAAUACUCACAGUGGACCUUUCGAAAGUCAUUAAACCCCACCGCUUGCGAACAUAACCAUUCAAUCGUCCAAUGGCCUCAGGAUAUGGUCGAUAAAAUCAUUCAAUUAGCGCGUAAAAACUCAACGGACGAUGAAAUUCGUGCCGCUAUAAAAUCACAAUUUCCAAACGUCAGCUGGGAUGACCGUCUAUUUUACAAUCACCUAAAUGAAGAACGUAAAAGAAUGAAACAAAAAGAGGUGACGGAUAGAGUGCAGAAAUUAGUGAUGGCUUCUACAAAACUAUGUUCGGUUGUAGCUGCCAAUGAGGAUUGGGCUUCCUCUGUUGAAUCUGACCUUACAAAGAUGCUGGAUGUCUAUAGAGAAAUGACAAAAUUAACAAACCAGUCUCUAGAUUCAAUGGUUGAUUUACAAUUGGAUAUGAUUCAUUCAGAGAUUGACAAGAGAAACAAGAGAGGCGAGUUAAAAAAGAGAAAAAUAACUGCUGUACAAGGUGUUCAAGUCAUGUCUAUACCAAGCUGCACACUUUAUAUUCGUUCUCAGCCUCUACGUUCUUUAUCAGAGACAAGACAGUCCUUUGAUUCGCCUCCUCCACAGUUAUUGAAUCCAUUCAAUCUUACCUCCCCUUCCUCUUCGCCUUCUUCUACUUCAUCCAUACACCAAAGAAUCGAUUAUGCUUACACUACCAAUAGAAAUAAUGAAAUACUGCAAUCACCUCCAAUGCCGGACAACACAUCCAUGAUUAUCACUCCCAAUUUCAACAAUAACAACCCUAAUAACUAUUUAGCUCCUUAUACUACAACUAUUAUCCGCGUGAAUCCUCUCCCAAUACAAGUGGUACUUUACAGCAACGCAUCAUGUUGCAGCAGGAAUAUGAACAGCAACGACAUUUGCAGCAGUCUACUACCUUGCCCAUUAUCAGGUCCACUGCUACCCCAAUGA
Mucor mucedo is the source of this 1252-nucleotide messenger RNA. RefSeq lists its product as uncharacterized. The transcript has 4 exons. The coding region runs from base 44 to 1252 and encodes 402 amino acids. NCBI's taxonomy places the organism in Eukaryota, Fungi, Mucoromycota, Mucoromycetes, Mucorales, Mucoraceae. The record is from RefSeq and is a predicted model, not a curated record.